This is a messenger RNA of Pogoniulus pusillus (Red-fronted tinkerbird), 870 nucleotides long. Its product is annotated as phospholipase A2 inhibitor NAI-like. Bases 27 to 737 code for a protein of 236 amino acids. The record is from RefSeq and is a predicted model, not a curated record. Gene Ontology annotation, cellular component: extracellular region. The transcript has 5 exons. Lineage: Eukaryota; Metazoa; Chordata; Aves; Piciformes; Lybiidae. Gene Ontology annotation, molecular function: phospholipase inhibitor activity.
AGACUCAGCAGUUCCUGUGCUUACAUAUGAUCAGCAUGAAAAUGACUCUUGGCCUCAGCUUCUUUCUGGCUCUUCUGGAUGCAGGGAUCUGCCUUCAGUGUGAGAUUUGUCAUGGCAUAGGAAGAAGCUGCUCUGGCCCCAUGAAAACUUGUAGUGGAGAUGGUGAAGAUACCUGUGCCACUAUUCUUCAUGAGGUCACGAUAGGAGGGAUGGUUAUCCCUUCAUCUAUCAAGUCCUGCCUGUCAUCCAACAUGUGCCAGAUUGGCCCUAUCACAAUGAACUAUGGGAAGGUAAAAGCACGGAGCCACUUGGCUUGCUGCACAGGCGAUGACUGUCAAACAGUUUCUAUCUCAUUGCCACCAGAGGACAAUGUGCCCAAUGGAUACCAGUGUCCUGCCUGCUACAGUGUGGACUCCUUCCAGUGUGGUAAUGAAGUUGUAAACUGCACUGGAUUUGAAACUCAGUGUGUUGACCUUGCUGGGUUAAUGAAUUCUGGAGGAAUGUCUGUGAAAGCUGCAAUGAAGGGUUGCACCACCAUUUCUGAAUGCAGUCUUGUAGGAGAUGGAAAAAACAAUCUGGGGAUGAUGGACAUAAAGUUAAAGAGGUUCCAGUGUUCACCAGCUUCUACUUCAGUCAUUGCAAGUGCUGCAUUUGCCCCUCCAUACACUCCCUUCCUCCCUAUCUGGUUAGGUUUCAUCUUAGGAAAGUACUUUUUUGACUUACUAGUACUGGGUUAAACAGAGUCCAUGACAAACUACAUCAGUGGCUUGCCCUGAGUACUGUUUGCUGUGGCUUCUCUUCUGUGGGGAUUUUGUUUUCAGAUUAGCUCCUUUUCCCUAAUUUCACAGAAUAAAGACUGUUUUUACACUG